Messenger RNA from Ictalurus furcatus (blue catfish), 2724 nucleotides. RefSeq lists its product as uncharacterized. The record is from RefSeq and is a predicted model, not a curated record. NCBI's taxonomy places the organism in Eukaryota, Metazoa, Chordata, Actinopteri, Siluriformes, Ictaluridae. The transcript is spliced from 3 exons. The coding region runs from base 79 to 318 and encodes 79 amino acids.
UGUCUCUCAGUUAUUGGACUUGAUCUCUCCAUCUCUUCCUCUUUUACCUGUUGGGCUUCUGCUCUCUCUCUGUUCAUCAUGGAUCUGUCCUUCAUGGCAGCACAGAUCCCCGUGAUGACGGGCGCUUUCAUGGACUCGUCUCCAAACGACGACUACAGCACGGAUCACUCGCUCUUCAACUCCUCAGCCAGUGUUGCUCUUCACCAGCAGGAGGCACCGCAGCGGGUUUCCCGUGAUGCUAUCUGGCUCUGGAUUGCCAUUUCUGCCACCAUCGCAAACAUUGUGGUGGUCGGAGUCGUCUACGCCUGCACCUUCUGAAUGGAGGAAUUUUGGGAAAUAAACACCUAUAGAGCAACAGACUGCUGAUUUAUUCUGGAUUAAAAUCAUAAAACCAGUCAGUAAUCACGCCAAUCACAUGACCCAUUCAGGUGAAGCUAAUCCAGGAUCCUGUUUCCAUCUGCUCAUCUCAUACAGUACGACUCGUGUCUGGAUUAUAUUCUGAUCCGUUUUUAUCAACAUGUGUUUACACUUCAAACAUGUCACCGGUCACUCAGACUGAAAUCUUAUUGGUCCAUUAGGCGUUAAUAUGCAAAUUAGCUCAUUACAUUCACACACCAGCUUCUUGUGUGGUUCCUUUAUAUGUAGUGGUUUUAUCAACAUGAUCAUUGCUGCAUUAAAAGUUCUGCUUUUUGUUUAUUUGUUAAAUGUGGUUUAGAGAGAGUUUAAAAUGAUCAGAUUUAGAUCUGCUAAGAAUACAUUUCAUAAUCCUGAUACUCGAGACACAUGAAGCAACGGAGCGUGAACAGGUCCAACUCGAAUAAAAACAUAAAAUGUACAAAUCUCAAUACAUAGUUAAAGUUAAAGUCACUAAAAUGUGUUAUUCACAGCAAUAGGUACAUUUGUUUGCUUUGUUAGAAUGAGGAAUUCAUGAACAUUAGAACCUCUGAUAAAUAAACGUAAUAAAUAUCCUUAAUACAUGUAGCGCAGCCCAGCGUGCUUUAGGACUGUAAGAGACAUUACACAUGUACGACACGAGGCUGCAGAGAUCUUUUCUCUGGUUUGGUUUUACAUUAAUGAAGCGAAUCGUAGACAUGUUCACGGCACGACCUUACUCAUGUAGCACAUUUACAUUUAUUUUCUUCUUUCUGAAAAAAUUCAAAGCAAUUUAAGGUGUAUCUGACUUUUACUAAAGCUUUUUCUUUUUUUUAAAAUCCUAGAACAGGGUUUGUAAACUGCAAACUGUAGAAUAAAUUUGUCGUCACUUUACAAGUGCUUUACAGUUAAAAAGAAAGGAGAAUGCUUCAGAGGAAAGGAAUUAGAGAGGAAGCACAAUCACUCACAUGACACGAUUAACACAGUUUUGGGAGGGACACAAAUUCAAAUCCUCAUACAGGCUUUGCCAUAUUUAUUUAUUUAUUAUUUUUUAUGCACAUCAUUGUUGAGAGUUCUUGGGCAUGUAUAUAUUGUUUUAUUAUAUCAGUUAAUGUUUCUUUUGAUACUUGAUAUGCAGAAGUCAUGGCAAAAUGACACCACACAGUUCUGUACCGAUCAUAUCAAGAUUCAUUUUUUUGGUUUGUUUAUUUGUUUGUUUAUUAUUCAUAAAGACAGGGUGUUGAUGUGACAGAUUUAAUAUAGUAUAUUUAUUUAGCAUUUUAAAUAUUUUUGUUGUUGUUGUUGUUUAAAGUGCAAUUUAGCCUUGAGGUUACGAUAGUAUUUUUAAUGAGUCGUAAUGACUUUCUGUUCACAUUUUGAGAGAAAUUAAAUAAAUAGAAGAAUAAUUUGUGUAAUAUUUAUGAACAUUUUGUAUAUAUUGGAUAUUUUCGCCUUUAGUAGGCUAAUUGUGUACGUAUGUAUUUUUUGAAGCUUUAAAUGUAUAGAAUACACAGAAUAUUAUUUUAUCUUUUUUUUUGUCUCUGCUGAGUUUGUUGAUGAAUUUUGAUAUAGAAAUUAAAUCAACCUUACAAUCAAGUCUGAAGUGUUUAUAGACUGAUUUUGCUAAUGCACAUUAUAACAGUAUAUUUCUCUGCCCUGCUGCUGACCGGUGGAACUGCAGCUGUAUUUCUUUUCUCAGAUUGCAAACCUUUUCAGCCGCAGAAGCCUUUAUUUGUCAGAUACACAUUACAGCACAGUGAAAUUAUUUUCUUUACAUAUCCCAGCUUGUUAGGAAGUUGGGGUCAGAGCACAGGUUCAGCCAUGAUGCAGCGCCCCCUGGAGCAGAGAGGGUUAAGGGCCCAACAGUGGCAGCUUGGCGAUUGUGGGAUUAGAGCUCACAACCUUCUUAUCAGUAGUUCACUAGACACUGACUGUUGUCUGUGGGCUAUAACUGCUGUAGCUCAACAUAAAUAGCUAAAUAUCUAGUCAUGUGUUAGAGCACACAUUUAACCUCUUUAACUCUUCUGUUAUCCACCCUCUGACAACAAACUCUAACAUCACAAAUAUCUUUACCUGUCUAUUCUUUUAAAAUUUCACCAACCCAAGACAAUAAAGAGAGAUUUUGUCUAGAUUUCUGCUAGAGGAAAUGUUUCUGGUAUGUAUGAUUUUCAGCCUGAUGGUGCUCUCGCAUCAUAAAUCACACAGGAGUUCUUUGCUUGUGAGUUCAGAUCGGAAUCUUAGAUCGCAUAACAUGGUGUGAUUUCGUGAUGAAAGACAACAGAGUGUGAGCGCUGCUGCGAUGACGCUUGUCUAAAAUCCACCAAAGGAGGACAGCAAGUGCACGGCACCGCU